Neoarthrinium moseri is the source of this 2865-nucleotide messenger RNA. RefSeq lists its product as uncharacterized. The transcript has a single exon. Gene Ontology annotation, biological process: copper ion homeostasis; monoatomic cation transport. The record is from RefSeq and is a predicted model, not a curated record. The coding region runs from base 1 to 2865 and encodes 954 amino acids. Gene Ontology annotation, molecular function: ATP binding; P-type divalent copper transporter activity; copper ion binding. Gene Ontology annotation, cellular component: membrane. Lineage: Eukaryota; Fungi; Ascomycota; Sordariomycetes; Amphisphaeriales; Apiosporaceae.
AUGAAUCGGUUCAGGGCCUCUGUCUCGAUCGGAGGCAUGACUUGUGCUUCAUGCUCCACUAGCAUCCUCGCGGCACUCAAAAACACAGACUGGGUCACGGACGCCUCUGUGAACCUCAUUACGAACAGUGCAUCCGUCGAGUUCUCUGGCGCGGACAAGGCGCAGCAGCUCGUUGCCGCGAUCGAAGACUUGGGAUACGACGCCGAAGUGAACCAAGUCGAAGAGGUUACAGAUGACUCGGAACAACGACAACAGCGGACGGUGGAGGUACGCAUCGAUGGCUUCUGGUGCGACGAAUGCCCUCGCCGGGCGGUGGCCAAGCUUCUCGAGGGUUUCUAUGUCGACGAUCAGGGCCACAGUGCCAUCGAAAUACUCACCCACCCAUCCAAGAACAGACCGAUAAUGAAAUUGAGAUACUUGCCGGAGCCCUCACAAAUCAACAUCCGCCGCAUAAUAAACACCGUCAACGACAUGGACCCUGCUUUCCAGGCAACUAUAUACCACCCUCCGUCAGCGGAAGAGCGCCAUAGGUUGAUCCACGCCAGACAGCAGAAGCGAUUGCUCCUGAGGCUCCUUGGGACGCUCGCCGUGGCCAUCCCUACCUUCAUCAUUGGUAUUGUAUACAUGAGCCUAGUUCCCAUGGAAAACGAUGUGAAGAUGUACCUCAUGGAGCACUUGAACCACGGAAUCAGUCGCUCCCAGGUUGCUCUCCUCGUCCUGGCGACCCCAGUAUACUUCUGUGCAGCGGAUAUUUUCCACCGACGAGCUAUCAAGGAAAUCUGGCUGCUCUGGCGACCAUCGAGCAGAACACCAUUACUCCAAAGGUUCUAUCGAUUUGGCAGCAUGAACAUGUUGAUGUCGUUGGGCACCACAAUUGCAUACGUAUCGUCCUGUGCCCAGCUCAUCGCAGCCGCUGUCCAUCCCCCAUCAGGCAUGGUUGACGAUUCAAACUUUUAUUUCGACUCAGUCGUGUUCUUGACGCUCUUCUUACUCGCCGGGAGGCUCAUUGAGUCUUACAGCAAGUCCAAGACUGGGAGUGCAAUUGAGGCCCUUGGGAAGCUUCGACCAACCUCGGCCUCUCUACUUAUCAACCACAGUACAACUCUGCCAAGUCAGCAACAGUCCGAAGCAAAGGAUGAGCGUUCCCAAAUCCAUGAUACUCAGCAGAAUGAGUCUUUGGAUGAGGUAGUGCAGCCGGAGGACCGGAUUGAGACAGUCAGUGUAGAUAUGCUUGACUUUGGCGACACAAUUCUCGUCUCGCACGGGGCAUCUCCACCCUGCGACGGACUUGUCACCAAGGGUGGGACGUUGUUCGACGAGUCUAGUUUGACUGGCGAGUCUAGACUUGUGAAAAAGUCAAUUGGUGACAAAGUCUUUGCUGGAACCAUCAACAAGGGCUCUCCUGUUCGCAUGGAGGUGACCGACAUUGCAGGACAGUCAAUGCUCGACCAGAUUGUCAACGUUGUCCGUGAAGGUCAGACGAAGCGAGCCCCUAUGGAAAGAGUUGCGGACUCCCUUACAUCCUAUUUUGUUCCGGCUAUCACGUUCAUCGCUAUCCUGACUUGGCUCAUCUGGUUUGUGCUUGGAAGCGCAGGCAUUAUUUCCCAGCGUUACCUCAAUGACCCCUCCGAGUCCUGGGUCGUCUUUGCGCUCCAGUUCUCCAUUGCAGUCUUUGUAGUAGCCUGUCCCUGUGGACUGGGACUCGCAGCUCCAACUGCGAUUUAUGUGGGAGGCGGCCUUGCUGCCAAGUUCGGCAUACUCGCAAAGGGUGGCGGCGAGGCUUUCGAGAAGGCGAGCCACCUCAAAUGCAUUGUUUUUGACAAGACUGGUACUUUGACUGAGGGUGGGGAUCCCAGAGUGGUAGACUGGGAAUUCUGCUCUGAUAAGAUGGAGCCGAAGUACGUUCUCUCUGCAAUUCGGAAUCUCGAGCAGAACAGCAGCCACCCUCUAGCCAAAGCGCUGAUUUCGUAUUGCGAAUCAGAGGCGGCUACCGACGUGGUCACAUUUAGCCACGUUGAAGAGAUACCCGGGAAGGGAUUGAAAGGUGUUGGGUGGGCUGCGGAAUAUGUGAUCGGCAACGAAACGCUGAUGAACGAAAUGGGUGUAUAUACUGCCCCAGAUGCUGCAGCGAAGCUUCGUUCAUGGAAGCAAGAUGGCAACUCAGUCGUCUUGGUUGCGACGAGGCAGAAUGAACCAAACUCAAUCUAUCGACUCGCAGCCUUCUUCGAAAUAUCGACCCCAAUCAGAAGCGAAGCAGCCCCUACCAUCGCUGCCCUGCAAGACCGUGGUGUCGACGUAUGGAUGCUCUCCGGGGACAACUCAACGACGGCUCGGGCUGUAGCGUUGCGUGUCGGCAUCCCAACCACCAAUGUCAUUGCCGAAGUGCUACCCACUGACAAGUCUUCAAAGAUCUUGGAAUUGAGGGAGGCAAUGACUCUCAAAUAUGGAGCGAAGAACAAACGCGCCACAAUAGCCAUGGUCGGUGAUGGCAUCAACGACGCGCCAGCCCUUGCCGUCGCCGAUGUGGGCAUUGCUAUCGGCUCCGGCACCGACGUCGCCAUCUCUUCGGCAGACUUUGUCCUUGUCAAGUCUGACCUGCGGAGCGUUGUCACCCUACUGGGGGUAAGCAAGACGGUAUUCCGCCGCAUCAAGUUCAACUUUGGCUGGGCAGUCAUAUACAACCUUCUGGCGAUCCCGUUCGCGGCAGGGUGUUUCUACGUCCUCGGUGUCAAGUUAGAUCCCGUCUGGGCCAGUCUGGCCAUGGCCCUUAGCAGCAUCAGUGUCGUACUGAGUAGUUUGGCGUUGAAUAUUGGUAUUCCUGGUUUAGGUUUCAGGGAAAGGAAGAUACCCAUUGGGGAGGUUUGA